AUGUCUCAACCAUCAAUGGUCCAACAAGACACUACUACCUUGCCAAUCACGCACACGCUCGAGAGCGUUGAUUCCACAACUCGUACUACUCCUAUGAAUGAAGUCCAUGCUACCUCCACUGCUCCCAAUCAAGAUCCAGCUCUUGUGGUCCACGAAAUUCAUCAUGUUGAGAAUUCCAACAACACAGCUCCGCAAGCAAUGUUGAAUCCAAAUUGUCAAACACCAAAUUAUUACAUGAACACCGUGACAGUUUCCACCCCUGAACAGCAACAGAACCAUGCAGUGAUCUAUCACAUCCAACCCGCCACUGGAGCCGACCUAUCCAUGAACCAAACCACCAUAGUGAUGCCUCCUUCGGAUCAACAAGGAUCUGUUUAUAUUCCUCCACAAGGCUCUCAACCCUUUGCUCAUUUACCACCUGAAACGCCAGGAGUAUGUUUCCCAAUGGUCAAUCAUCCCUACGCUCCUGAUCCAUCGUUGCAUUCAUGGCAACCACAACCAUUUACCAAGUUACCACUUCCCAAGCCGACUCCAUAUCCUUAUCGAAAUCGUUUGUAUGCUCCUCAAGUUGGGCAACAUCUUCAAAACUUGCAAGAAUCCAAACCCGUGCUUCCGACCACUACUUUUCAAUCGGACAUGAAGAAGAACAAUGGUGUAUAUGAGUUGAACUUGAAAAGGAAAAACGCAUUGCUCGCCAUUCUAUUUGGUGCAUGUGGGUAUGGUAAUGAUUUAUGCAAUUGUUCAGGAGGUUCAAGUUAUGUGGGUGGCGAUUUAGGAGAAGGUGUCAUAAUUUUUAUUGUAAUCAUUCUGGUUUUUAUUGUGAUCUUAAUGCUCAUCUAUAUCAUUGUGGUGAUUGUGAGAUUAUGUUUGGAAAAGACAAAGAUUGUCAAGUUUAACGAUGAGAAGAGAAGUAUUGAAUUUUCGACAUGCAAGCGCUUCUUUUUCCCAAGUUUCUUUCGAAGCACAUCAGUAUACUCCUACGACGAUGUUGUCAACGUGGUUCAUGUGAUCAAGUUAUUGGGACAUCGAAUUGUGUUGAUUACAAAAGAUGGUGUGCAUCAUGAUUUGACUCGUCCUUCAGGUUUGAAAGGGCUCGAUGCAGUAUCAGGAGUGAAUUUUUUAAGGGAGUUCUUAGCCUUGAGAGGUGUUUGUUUGCAGCAAUAG
Messenger RNA from Naegleria lovaniensis, 1164 nucleotides. RefSeq lists its product as uncharacterized. NCBI's taxonomy places the organism in Eukaryota, Heterolobosea, Eutetramitea, Acrasida, Naegleriidae. The transcript has a single exon. The coding region runs from base 1 to 1164 and encodes 387 amino acids. The record is from RefSeq and is a predicted model, not a curated record.